AUGUCUUUUUCCUCGGAGCGAAGAGCAUCUAGCUCGAGACGCCAGUCGAGCACCAACCUCAGCCCCCGAGACCACGAUGUCGAACUGUCGCAAUCAUUGAACAAACUGUCCUUGUCAGCCUCGCCUGCAGUCAGCAGAGCGCCGCGAAGCCCCAGCGCCCUGUCUCCUUACAGAUCAUCUGCCAACCGGUCCUCGACCUCACCUGCGCCUGGAAGCACAUCAGGCCGUAGCCCCUCUCUGAGCCGAGCCUCUCCGUCACGAUCUUCCACACCCACCCUCCUGCGCAAAGCGUCGACCAGUUCGCUGCGCUCGGCGAACGGACGUACUCCGAGUCAACCACCUUCUCGUCGCUCAAGCUUAGCCCACGUCUCCUCGCCAUCCCAGACGUCUGCCGUCACCGAGGAACCCCCCAAGACACCGAUGACUGCCAGCUCAGUCGCAAGCGAAUACUUCCAAAACGAGUUGAACCUGUGCCAUGCUCUCUCCACAACUCAGCAAACACACGCCGCUGUCAUUCUCUCUGACGCGUGCUACGGACAUCGUUACUCCCGCCCCAAGACAUCACGCGCCGCCCUCAGCACUAUUGUGGAGCGCCCCGAAAGAAUCAAGGCUGGCGCCCUCGGGGUAGCCAUGGCAUACGUGCGCCUCGGAGGUCGUCAUUGCGAUGGCGACUAUCCAGCUCACCCGAAGCUCGACCCGACCUCGAUACCUACCGUACCUUUCAAGAUUCAUAAGACGACGCGCAAGCUUCCACUUCUCUCACCCGCCGUGACGAACGUGCAUGGUUCCAAGUGGAUGGAGGAACUGAGAACCAUGUGCCGGCUUGCCGAAUCCAAACUCGCCAUGGGCGGCAAGGAGCUGGCGAGGCCUGAGAGCGGCCGGACUGCGACACGGGCGCCGCUGCCAAGCUCCACGAAGGCGACCUCUACCUUUGCGCCGACUCCCUGGAUGCCCUGGAGGGCGCUCUCGGGGCUGUCUGCGAAGCAGUCGACCUGGUCUUUUCUGAUGGCCCGCGCCGUGCUUUCGUUGCGGUCAGGCCACCGGUCGAUAGCGUGGCAACACAAUACUCGUGGUGUUUCUGCCGCCAAGAACGCGCAGGCGUGGAAGAAGACCUCCAUCGGCUACUUCAGUCUUCACGACAUAAACUCCUAUCCUUGCGAAAUGGGUGACGAGGAAAAGGUCAAGAACGCCAGUCUGUGCAUUGAAAAUGCCCAUGGCCAAAAUAUGUGGAACGUACAUCUUCACUCGUGGGGCUCGGAGGCCGAGUUCUGGAAGCUCUACGAGACAAAAUACACCGUCAUACUCGAGAAGACACGCUCUUAUCUGCAACAGCAGGCUGCGCGCUUGCGCGCCAAUGGCCAGACGCCCAAGGCUGCCAUCUUCUUUUCUGCCGGCUUUGACGCCAGCGAGUGGGAAACCAAGGGUAUGCAGCGUCAUAAUGUGAACGUGCCCACCGAAUUCUAUGCACGCAUCACACAAGAUGUGAUCAGAAUAGCCGCGGAGGAGGGACUGGGUGUCGAUGGCAGAGUCGUCAGCGUUCUCGAAGGCGGCUACAGCGACAGAGCGCUGUUCUCAGGCAUUUUCAGUCACGUCUGUGGCCUUGCCGGUGACCAGUCGAACCCCGGACCACCAAGGGGUCGAGGGGGCCUGGCGUAUGAAAUCAGCCACAGGAUUGGCAUUAUAGAAGAAGGGGAACCUGCAGUUCAGUCACCCGAGCCGGCUGGACCGUACGAGCCACUACCCGAGUCGCAAAACCUGUCAUCGCUGCAUGCAUACGACCCGUCAUGGUGGUCGAGUGCAGAGCUUGAUAACCUCGAGGUUGCCAUGGGGGCCCCUCCUCUUGAACCCAAGAUGCCGCGUUAUGCGACGCCACCAACCUACUCAUCCCCCACACAGGCGUCGACAGCUCGAGUCGUCAACCCUGCCAAAAUGCGUCGAAGCCUGUCAGGCCUUUCGGCAACAAAUGGGCCCAUCUCCCGACCUCCAACGCCUCCAGCUCCCGAGGUGCCGUGGACUGUUGCUGCGCAUGAACUCAGCAAGCUGCUCAUACCCUCUGACCGACAAACCGACAGCUGCACGGCCGAAGAUCUCAAUGCCGAGGCGACCCGGGCGCGCCGGGACCGGCAGUCCCUCCUCCAGCCAACGGUACCGGCACCAGCGACUACCGCAAACGCUAGUAGCCGACCGUCGUCCCGCAUGUCGUUGCGUGAGCGCAAGCCCGCCAAAGCACCAGCAUACACCGAAAGCGGCAAUGGCGCGAACGAUGACAAGCACUCAAAAAGUCGCAGGAAAACCGUUGCUGGAGCCGCUGUUCUUGCUACGGACAAGCCAUCUUCUGGGGUGUCCCCCAUUCCUGCUGCUACGCCCGACUCUCAGAGAACUGGCCGUCGGGUGAGCGCGGCCUCGACGAUGACCACUAUACCUCCUGCCCCUGAACCACGCACACAGAGCAGCACUGGGGGUUCUCAAGGCGAAUCUUCUAGCACCAGACCAGACAUGCUAAAGGGUGCCAGGGCACCCGGCGACAACACUUCACUCGCUGUAAAGAAGACGAGAACGCCAAUUGCCACCAGAGGAGGGCCAAGCCGCGGACCGCGGGGAGGAAAAAAGACUACGAACCCCAAAACCGAGCCAAAUGCUGAGCUUGUCGGGCCUGUCGGGUCUACUCAGGUAUCAUUGCCUAACCAUGGCCGGCAGGUCUCAGCUCAUCCGCCAAGUGAUGAUCUGGACAAGAUUACAACGGGCAUGAAGAAGAUCAAGAUCAAUCUCAUUACAAAGUCUCAGAAGGAGGAAAGAGCGCGGUCAUCACAGGCAGCGGCAGCGGCAGCGGCAGCGACAGCAGCAGCACCCGUCACCCGAACGGAGCCCGGCCCAGCAGGGAACCAGUCUGCUCCCCGAUCUGCGUCCGAAUUUCUACCUCAGCCAGACGUCGCUCAACCGCCAGUGGUUGAUGAGACGACUUCGGCUCUGGCCGUUGAAGAAAGUGCCGAGACCCAGCCGGCAUUGACGGUGAAGCCUGAGAUAGGCGCUCAUGAGGGCCCAGUGAGCGCGCAGUUACCGCUUUCUUCAGAUGUGCCUGAGCACAAGGUCUUGCCGACUCAUUCCUUUGCAAGGCCGGCAUCUUCUCAGAAGGCACAGCAAGACGGCGCGGACCAGAGCCCUGCACUGGAGCUGACUUCCAAUACAAGCCCAGAGAUGUUUGUAGCUUACCAGGCAGAGGGCCCUGCACCGAUGUCUGUACCGCAGCAGGGCUCGCUGAGAUGGCUUCCACCCAACACCUCAACACCUGCCACGGCGAGGCGAACAGAUCUUCCCGUUUUUACCUCGACAUCCGCCAUUCCGUUUGCUGUAGCACAGAAACCCUCGCAAUCAACGGCUCACGAAGAAGACCUCAAAGAGACAGGAGCGAAACGAGAGCACCCACGUGAGGGCUAG
Messenger RNA from Verticillium dahliae VdLs.17, 3435 nucleotides. RefSeq names its product histone deacetylase HOS3. Gene Ontology annotation, molecular function: histone deacetylase activity. The record is from RefSeq and is a predicted model, not a curated record. NCBI's taxonomy places the organism in Eukaryota, Fungi, Ascomycota, Sordariomycetes, Glomerellales, Plectosphaerellaceae. The coding region runs from base 1 to 3435 and encodes 1144 amino acids. The transcript is spliced from 3 exons. Gene Ontology annotation, cellular component: nucleus.